Molecule: messenger RNA, 1191 nt
Organism: Balaenoptera acutorostrata (minke whale)
Lineage: Eukaryota; Metazoa; Chordata; Mammalia; Artiodactyla; Balaenopteridae
Gene: GPR84
Product: G protein-coupled receptor 84
Exons: 1
Coding region: 1-1191 (396 amino acids)
Biological process (GO): neuropeptide signaling pathway
Cellular component (GO): membrane
Molecular function (GO): urotensin II receptor activity
Source: RefSeq, a predicted model, not a curated record
AUGUGGAACACCUCUGAUGCCAAUUUCUCCUGCUACCAUGAGUCUGUACUGGGCUAUCGUUACGUGGCAGUUAGCUGGGGCGUGGUGGUGACCGUGACAGGCACUGUGGGCAACGUGCUGACCCUGCUGGCCUUGGCCAUCCAGCCCAAGCUCCGUACCCGCUUCAACCUGCUCAUCGCCAACCUCACAGUGGCCGAUCUGCUCUACUGCACCCUUCUCCAGCCCUUCUCUGUGGACACCUACCUCCACCUGCACUGGCGCACUGGUGCCAUCUUCUGCAGGGUCUUUGGGCUCCUCCUUUUUGCGUCCAACUCUGUCUCCAUCCUCACCCUCUGCCUCAUCGCCCUGGGACGCUACCUCCUCAUUGCCCACCCAAAGCUCUUUCCCCAUAUUUUCAGUGCCAAGGGCAUCGUGCUUGCACUGGUGAGCACCUGGGCGGUGGGUGUGGCCAGCUUUGCUCCCCUCUGGCCAAUCUAUGUCUUGGUGCCCGUAGUCUGCACCUGCAGCUUUGAUCGCAUUCGAGGCCGGCCCCAUACCACCAUCCUCAUGGGCAUCUACUUUGUGGUUGGGCUCAGCAGUGUCGGCGUUUUCUAUUACCUCAUCCACCGCCAGGUGAAGCGAGCAGCACAGGCGCUGGAUCAGUACAAGCUGCGCCAGGCGAGCAUCCACUCCAACCACGUGGCUGGGACAGAUGAGGCCAUGCCGAGUCGUUUCCAGGAGCUGGACAGUGGGCUGGCAUCAGGAGGGCACAGCGAGGGGAUUUCAUCUGAGCCAGUCAGUGCCGCCACCACCCAGACCCUGGAAGGGGACUCAUCAGCAGUGGGGGACCAGAGCAACAGCAAGGCAGCUAAGCAAAUGGCAGAGAAAAGCCCUCCAGGAGAGCCUGCCAAAGCCAGGACAACUAAAAGAAAGCAGGGAGCUCAGGGCUCUCCGUCAGAGUUUGGGAAGGUGACUCGGAUGUGUUUUGCUGUGUUCCUCUGCUUCUCCCUGAGCUACAUCCCUUUCCUGCUGCUCAACAUCCUGGACGCCAAGGUCCGGGCUCCCCGGGUUGUCCACAUGCUUGCUGCCAACCUCACCUGGCUCAAUGGUUGCAUCAACCCUGUGCUCUAUGCAGCCAUGAACCGCCAAUUCCGCCAAGCCUAUGGCGCCCUCCUAAAACGAGGGCCCCAGAGUUUUUGUAGGUUCCAUUAG